AUGGCCACCGUGGAAGAAUUGAUUACCUUGCAACACAACGCUUACAAAGAUCUAAAGGCUUGUCUGGAGCCCGAGAAAAAAGCCAGAACUCUAUUACAGAAACUCGAAGCGAAAUUGGCGGAACACAAUGAAACUGCCGAAAGUCUACAGAGAGGUGUAUCUCGACUCAAAGAAGCAUCGAAACGCGAAUACCUGCAAUUGCAAAACCUAGAAAAUGGCGGUCGUUUCAAGUCCAUGUUCCAUUCGCAUAAAAUUAAACUUGAAGAACAAAGGGAAAAACAUCGAAAAGCGUUUCAAGCGGAGCAAGAUGCCAUUGUUGAGCUAGAAAACAUGCAAACAGAAAAAGAGAAAUUACGUAAACAGGUUCUGGCGGCUAAAGAAGAAUAUCAGCGUUACAAGUAUCAGCAUUUACAACUGGAUCGAUUUGUAACAGAUGUAGGCCCUCAUAUUAUAGAUAGUCAUCGAAUUACUCUCAUUUUCCAAGAAGCCAUCGAUGUUGAAAAUUAUCACGAGGUCACUGCACUUGCAGAAAAGAUUGAACAAGAAAAUCAGGCUAAAUCAAGGUGUCAUACCGAACAUCUUCAAGCUGAAACGAAAAAAAAUGACAUAUCGAGCGCCAUCCAAUCAUUGGGAAAAGCAAGCAAAUCGCUAGCCUGGGGCGUCGACUCACCAACCCUUUUCAAUACGAUCAGUAGCAAAGGCGAACAUAAAGAAAGCAUGAAUGGCAAGUGGUUUGAAACAAUCCAGGAAGUAUCUCAGUCAUCUUAUGUCUUUGACGCAGGUGCCAAACAUCAUGUGGAGCGUGCAAUCCGGCUGUUACAAGCCCAAGGGGCGACCGAAGCCUAUAUGGUGAAGGCUUUGUUGGAUUCCAUGGUAUUACGAAAAGAUAAUUACUUUUUGGACGAUCAGCGUGAACGCAAUCAAAAGCGCCGAGUUCAACUUCAGGUUUGGGAAGCCCAAGUCCGAGGGACUCAGCAAGGAAUGCAAAUCAACCUGUUGGCACCGCUGGAAACGCAAGUCGAUGAUCUGCAACGGCAAUUAAGGAAGCAUGAUGGUAUCAUUAUGAACCUAAAGAACGAUAUCUUGCAGAAACAACAGCAAAUUCUUGACAAUAUCUUGUCUGAUAUGCCAGCGUAUCAACCCGCCGGAUCGCCUCCGCCCUACAUGCAGGAACCUUCCACAUCUACUGCGUGA
Messenger RNA from Radiomyces spectabilis, 1194 nucleotides. RefSeq lists its product as uncharacterized. The transcript has 6 exons. The record is from RefSeq and is a predicted model, not a curated record. The coding region runs from base 1 to 1194 and encodes 397 amino acids. NCBI's taxonomy places the organism in Eukaryota, Fungi, Mucoromycota, Mucoromycetes, Mucorales, Radiomycetaceae.